UAGAUCUAAAGAUCAACAUCGAAAAUAAUCGAAUGACGAAUUCAUAGCCAUAUUUUUUUAAUUAUCAAUCAAGCCCAGGGGUGUAAGCAUAAUAAACUGUUGUUGUUAGAGGUUAGAGUCACUUAGUAAUUUGUCCACUGUACUCUUAAAAAAUGGCUAGAGAUAAUACAAUGUGCAGUAAUUUGGCAAAGGGUAUACUGAUGUUUACUGGAGUAUGUUAUCUGAUCUCAGCUGGGUGCUUGUCAUACAUAGGAAUAUGGGUGUUCAGCACAUAUGAUCACUUUGAUGAAAUAGCUGAUGCUUCAUUGACACUCCUGCCUGCAAGUAUCAUUCUUGGAGUUAGUGUGGUUAUGUGCAUCAUUGGCAUCUUGGCAUGUAUUGCAGCUUUCAAGAACAACAAGGUUCUGCUUUCAGUGUUUUUCUGUUUGAUACUUCUGGUAUUUGUUGGUGAAGUAUUGGCUGGUGUCUUGGGAUAUAUUUAUAGAAAGAAGGUUGAAGGUAUCCUGGAAGAUGAUUUGAUGGAAGCAAUAGACAAGUAUAAUAUCCUGGUUAACAAGGAACAAAUUGACUACAUGCAGACAGAGUUCGAAUGCUGUGGAGUUCGCAAUGCUACAGACUGGGAAAAAUCUGCUUAUUGGAAGCAGAAUCAUACCAAAGAAGUUCCUCUGUCUUGCUGUAAAACUGACAUUGGAAAUGCAACUUGCAGUCCAAUUUUGGGUUCAAGUACCAUUUUCAAUAAGGGUUGCUUAAAUGAGCUGAAUGAUCAAUUCCGAAAAAAUUUGGUGUACAUAGCAACAUCUGUUGUAUUUCUUGCAGUGAUACAGCUCCUGGCAUUAAUCAGUACCUGUAUCCUGGUCUGUCGAACAAGAAGUGAGCACCAGUACCACACACUGAAUGAGGUGAUUGGUGGAGGGCUGCGAGUGUAAGGCAUGUUUAAUUAACAUGGUUACUGUACACUUUCUAAUUAUCAAGUCUCACUUGUAAUUAAUAAAAAAAAUAUAACUCCAAUUGAUAUUUAUGCUACAGUGUAUAUGAAGUUAAUUCCAAAAAUUUGAACAAAGAAUCAUGUAUCGCGAUAUUUUUAAAGACUAAAGUUACAAAAAAAAACCCAUUUGCUUUUUGUUCAUAAUAUUUUUCUCCACAAUGUAUGGCAUGAUAUUGUAGUCAAGCAAUGAUAUCAAUGCUAGCCCCCACCCCUCAUCAACUUCAGAAACACACUUCAGACAAGGUUUUAUUUAUUACUCAUGUAAAAUAGAAAAUGAUAUUAUUUUCAAUUUUAGUUUAGUUUUAAGAAUGAAAAUGCUAUUUAAAGCUUGAAUUAAACCAGACCAACUUGUCCUGUCAAUAGUUAUUUUCUAUUCAAAUUAUAAAACACCUACAAAAGACCUUAGGACAAAGGCCACAUUUGAAAAUUGUUUUUGUUUUUAUUCUUCUUUUUUGCUACAUGAAUUGUACAUUUUGAUACAUUUUACAUGUUUUAGUGAAAGUACUUAACUAAUUAGCAUUUUUAUACUAAAAUACUGUUUCAUUAUUUCUUUAAAAUGAUAAUAAAGACAUGUGUUUUGUUAAGGAUGUUUAGACUGUCAUUAAGCUUAUUAAUGAGUUGUGCUAAAAUAUACUUUAAAACUGCUUCAACCCUAAAGCCAUGGCCCAAAGUUUUUCCAUAUCCCCUCAUGCACAACUAUGUAAACUUUUUAAUUUAGAUGCAUAAAUUACGGAACAACAAUUAUAGUAUUUGGCUCUUAGCAGUGGAUCAACAUGGCUACAAUCUUGUCAACUUUUUAAAUCAGCUAAGACUGGUUUAUGUUGAUGUUGAACAUUUUAGGCGUAAAUUUUAAUAAAUGCUAAGUUUAAUUGAAUUUAAAAGAUUUGGUAAUUAGCUAGAUGCUGACCGCAGUAAAUAAUGUGUAUUGUGGUCAAUCAAAUUUGGCUAAUUUUGUCUGACAAGUUGUUGGUCUGGUUUAAUUGUCCAAUAAUUAAUCUUGAACUUCUCAGAGAUCCUGCAGUUAAGUCAGUGAAAUUAUUUUUUUUUACAAAAAAAAAUCGGUUAUCAUAUAAUCACAAAGAGAUUGUUUCAUUCGGAAAAAAAGUUUAAGUGUGAAAAUCUAAAAUUUUGACUUUCAAAGUAUUAUUUAUUUUUAUGUACAAAAUUGACAUUUUCAACCUCACAUGAAUAUCGAGUAGUUAAAUUUAUAUCAGGAUUUAAAACAUAAUAUAAAUUUUGUUGAAAUGGGCAUAUCUUACUGAAAUCCGUUAUAAUUUUUUCAUAAUUAUACUACAGUAAUUUGUUUUACUUUUGUAGACAUAGUGACAUUUGAAAAUUCUUAAUAUUUUUCAGUUUUUCACAUCUAUAAUAUUUUUUUUGACACAAAACUAAAGAAGAAAUAACUAACACAAUAUAUAUCUGUGUUAGUUUGUUUCAGGGAAUAUUUUUUUCUUAAUAGUAAUCCAUUGUAAAACACGAAACAACUAUUUUGUACUGUAUUCAAGAUUGUAUGCACAAACAUCCCACCUAUUGUUUUUGUCUACCACAACUUAUUUUCUGGUAUAACUGUUACAAACUGUUAUCAGCUGUUGAAAGAAACUACAGUUUCAAAAAGUUGUAAUCUGUAAAAUUAGAGAGCAAUGUUGUGGUAAAAUGUAUUUAUCUAAUUACAAUAAUAAAAUAAACUUUUCAAAUGAAAUAAAUGUAAAAGUUGUCAUGGCAUUUUAAUGAGAUAAACUUCUAUUACUUAUUCUUUCUCAUUUAAAUGAUAGUUAUUUUUUUUUAUAAAUGAUGCUAUUAAACCAAAAAAAAUUUUUUACAAAAAGUUUAGAAAGUCUCCAUGUAGCUAAAGAUAACAGUUAAGAAUGCAUUGAUAAUUUUCUAACAAAUUAAAGUUUUACUAUUAAAAUAAAGUUUGAAGUGUUUGAUUCAAUAAUGUGUUGGCACUAAAUAGAUGUGUUGUGAAACUUUAUUCAUAUUUUCCUGUGCAUUUGAUUGGCCAGAGUUUUGAUAUUUUUUUUGACAAUUGAGAUUUCAAUUUUUAUUCUAUUUUAAAAUUGUAUCAUAGUGUUUGAAUCUAAAAAUAAUUUUAUAGUUACAGCCUGCCUCCUUUAACCCAUUCUCAUGUUAUGCAAAUAUUUUUAUGUACUUUCACUAUGAUUUUUAUUAUACUGGUUUACUUUGCUCUUAGUCAUUUAAAAUGGGUUUUGAUAUUAUUUUAUUUUAAAGUUGUUUUUUUCUAUAGCACAACACAAUAGUGUAGAAAUAGUAUUUUGGGUACUCACUAUGGUCACCUUGUAAAUUCAAUGUUAGAUAUCAUGAAUGCAAUGACACAAGGGAUGCUAGGUUCUCUUGUUGAUGUGUUGAUACAGGCUGGUAAAUCCAUUGGUAUAUGUUGAUAACACCUGGAAAAUUGUGAUAGGCAGAAUUCCUUAAUACAAGCUAUGGCAUUUGAUAUUCAAGGGGUGAAGGAAAGAUAAAGUUAAAGUGAUUGACUCCUUAAGAAUAGUUCAUAUAUAUAUAUAUAUAUAUAUAUAUAUAUAUAUAUAUAUAUAUAUAUAUAUAUAUAUAUAUAUAUAUAUAUAUAUAUAUAUUAUUUUUGUUUUCUUGUAGAACAUUCCACCACCCUUUUUAAAUUCAUGAAAACAUUACUAGAAGGUAAACUGAGAUCUCUACAAAUCAAGUAUGUUUUAUGCUAUUUAAGUAGAUCCCCAUUUCUUGGCAUAUCCUUUACAUAUAUAUAUAUUUACCAUUAAAAUAGGAUACUGACUGGUUAUUAUGCUGGUCAACAAAACAAUAUUUGAAAAGUUGUGUUGAAAAAACUUUAAGGUGUUUGUAGUCUCCAGUGAAUGAAAACUUUAACUCUGGAGUUGGUGUUUUAACCCAAUUUUAUAUUUUUCAUUUGCCAGGUUUGCUUGAUUUCCAUUGUGAAAUUUAUGUAUAAAUUAAAAGUUUUAAUUA
Physella acuta is the source of this 3946-nucleotide messenger RNA. Its product is annotated as tetraspanin-36. NCBI's taxonomy places the organism in Eukaryota, Metazoa, Mollusca, Gastropoda, Physidae. The record is from RefSeq and is a predicted model, not a curated record. Gene Ontology annotation, cellular component: plasma membrane.